This is a messenger RNA of Cooperia oncophora, 1320 nucleotides long. Lineage: Eukaryota; Metazoa; Nematoda; Chromadorea; Rhabditida; Trichostrongylidae. The record is from the annotation of a GenBank genome assembly.
AUGUCAAAAUUUCCUGCUCGUGGACUUCAACUUCGUACUAUCGGUGGCCUUCGCUAUGGGGUCGCUGCAACAAGCGCAACGAAUCUCAGCGUUGCUCCUCAAAGCCGUGCGGCGUCCACUUCCCGUCUUUCGCCCUUGUUCGGCGGCUCAUCAGCAAAUGUACCUCGACCAACAGCCGUCGUACGGGCCAUCAGAUUGAUCUGUACAGGAAAGCUUCCGACGCAUAAACGUGUAGCCUUGCCUGCUCUGUCUCCCACCAUGGAGAUGGGUACAGUGAUCAGCUGGCAAAAAAAAGAGGGUGAUCAGUUGAGUGAAGGUGAUUUGCUAUGCGAGAUUGAGACCGACAAAGCAACCAUGGGUUUCGAAACUCCUGAAGAAGGCUACCUUGCGAAGAUAUUUAUUUCUGAAGGCACUAAGGACGUCCCAGUAGGAAAAUUGCUCUGCAUUAUUGUUGAGAAAGAAGCCGACGUGGAAGCGUUCAAGGACUUCAAGGAUGACGAAGCGUCAGCUCCACCUCCAGAGCCAUCCGCUCAAGCUGCGCCACCGCCACCGAAACCGGCUGCAAAAGCGGAGCCACCUCCACCUCCACCAGCCGCACAAAGCGCUCCAGCUCCUCCUCCGCCUCCACCCACUGCCGUUUCUGGAGAUGGACGUGUAAGCGCCACCCCCUUUGCGAAGAAGCUCGCCAAAGAACGAGGAGUGGAUAUUACUGAUGUGGCUGGGUCAGGUCCUGGAGGUCGUGUCCUCGCAGCCGAUCUGGCUAAAGCCCCACUUAGUGCUCCUGCUACACCUGCAGCAAUGCCCGCUGCACCGGGUGCAGAUUACACUGAUAUUCCUCUUUCAAACAUGCGCCGUACGAUUGCCAAACGCUUGACAGCCAGCAAGACCACUAUUCCGCAUUAUUACCUGACUUCCGAAAUCAAUAUCGAUAGUCUACUCAAUAAAUAUGUAUCUAAUAUGGGAAAUCAAAUGAAAUCGCUCAAAACUUUAAGAGUUCGAGAAAAGCUGAAUGCUCUGCUUGCUCAAGGAACCUCCGGUGGUAUAACGAAAAUAUCCGUGAACGAUUUCAUUGUUAAGGCAUCCGCUUUGGCUUGCCUGCGUGUGCCCGAGGCGAACAGCUUCUGGAUGGACUCGUUCAUCCGGCAAAACAAUACCGUGGAUGUCAGCGUUGCUGUGAGCACUCCAGCGGGAUUGAUUACCCCAAUAGUAUUCAAUGCACAUGCCAAGGGUCUAGCCACGAUAUCAAAUGAGAUUAAGGAGUUGGCUGCCCGUGCCAAGGAAGGCAAGCUGCAACCGAAUGAGUUCCAGGUUUGUUAUUAG